GGAGCUGUGGCCGGGCCCACCGCUGAUUGGACGGAGCGAGGACAGCUUCCCCGCCGGCGAAUCGCGGGGCAGGUGAGGUGCCGGCCUGGCCGGCUGCAGGCUCAGCUCGCAGUGUUUCUGGGCCAUGGCCUCCGAGGAGAAGCCCCUGGUGGUCGUGACCUGCACCGCGCCGGUCAACAUCGCGGUCAUCAAGUACUGGGGGAAGCGCGAUGAGGACCUGGUCCUGCCCAUCAACUCCUCUCUGAGCGUCACCUUGCACCAAGACCAGUUAAAAACCACCACCACGGCCGCCAUCAGCAAGGAUUUCACCGAGGACCGGAUUUGGCUGAAUGGCCGGGAGGAAGAUGUGGGGCAGCCGCGCCUCCAGGCCUGCCUCAGGGAGAUCCGCCGCCUGGCCCGGAAGCGGAGGAGCACCGGCGACGAGGACCCGCCGCCCCUCAGCCUCAGCUACAAGGUUCACAUCGCAUCGGUGAACAACUUCCCCACGGCCGCGGGCCUGGCCUCCUCCGCGGCUGGUUAUGCCUGCCUAGCCUACGCCCUGGCCCGGGUCUACGGGGUUGACAGCGACCUCUCGGAAGUGGCCCGCCGGGGCUCGGGCAGCGCCUGUCGGAGCCUGUACGGCGGCUUCGUGGAGUGGCAGAUGGGGGAGCGGGCCGACGGGAAGGACAGCGUCGCCCGGCAGGUGGCCCCCGAGUCACACUGGCCCGAACUCCGAGUCCUCAUACUUGUGGUGAGCGCGGAGCGCAAGCUGAUGGGCAGCACGGCGGGCAUGCGGACCAGCGUGGAGACCAGCCCCCUGCUGAGGUUCCGGGCCGAGGCGGUGGUGCCGGGGCGCAUGGCGGAGAUGACCCACUGUGUCCGGGAGCGGGACUUCCAGGGUUUCGGCCGGCUGACCAUGAAGGACAGCAACCAGUUCCACGCCACCUGCCUGGACACCUUCCCGCCCAUCUCCUACCUCAGCGACAUCUCCAGACGCAUCGUCCGCCUCGUGCACUGCUUCAACGCCCACCACGGGCAGACCAAGGUGGCGUACACGUUUGACGCGGGCCCCAACGCCGUGGUCUUUACCCUGGACGACACCGUGCCUGAGUUCGUGGCUGCCGUGAGGCACUGCUUUCCCCCCGAGUCCAACGGAGACAAGUUUCUGAAGGGGCUGCCCGUGAGGCCUGCCUCACUCUCAGACGAGCUGAGGGCCGCGCUGGAUAUGGAUCCCACCCCCGGCGGCGUCAAGUACAUCAUCGCCACGCAGGUGGGCCCUGGGCCUCAAACGCUGGACGACCCUCACGCCCACCUCCUGGGCCCCGACGGCCUGCCGAAGCCAGCUGCUUGACCACCUUCCCCAAGACGAGCCCCAGCCACCCCUGGGACAAGGGCCGCUUCACCGGGACAGGGGUGCUGGGUGUGGCGGCCGCGAGUCUGUGCUCACUGGGGGCUCGAGGGGCAGCCGCCGGGCUCCAGGCCAGGCCACUUGCUGUGGCCACAUUGGGACACUUGGAGUGACCAUUGGCGCCACACGGGCAGUCGGGGGCACGCCCCCCAGCGGGUGGCAGGCUGGAUGGCACGCGGGGCUCCCUGGCCUCGCCCUCUGGGGCCGCUGCCACCGCCCCAGAUGGCAGCCGUGCCGGAUAUGAUGGGGAGGUGGCGUCCCUCCUCAGAUCCGGAGGACAGGAUGCCUCUGCAGACCUCAGGGACCCUCUGGAAGACUUGAAGCCUGAGAGCCGCCUACGGCUCCUCUGCCAGACGCAGGCCACGAGGUGUGAAUGGAACGUUUCUGUGUAAAAUGACCACUGCGGGGGCCUGGCGAGCUCAGUGGUGGAGUGUGGGAGUCUUGAUCACAGGGUCGUGAGUUCAAGCCCAUGUUGGCAGCUGGAGAGUUUACUUUAAAAAUAAAUUAAAAAAAAAAAAAAAAAA
Molecule: messenger RNA, 1911 nt
Organism: Neofelis nebulosa (Clouded leopard)
Lineage: Eukaryota; Metazoa; Chordata; Mammalia; Carnivora; Felidae
Gene: MVD
Product: mevalonate diphosphate decarboxylase
Exons: 10
Coding region: 125-1330 (401 amino acids)
Biological process (GO): isopentenyl diphosphate biosynthetic process, mevalonate pathway; isoprenoid biosynthetic process
Cellular component (GO): cytosol
Molecular function (GO): diphosphomevalonate decarboxylase activity; ATP binding
Source: RefSeq, a predicted model, not a curated record